Charadrius vociferus (killdeer) is the source of this 1575-nucleotide messenger RNA. It is a transcript of the gene ARSG, whose product is annotated as arylsulfatase G. Bases 1 to 1575 code for a protein of 524 amino acids. NCBI's taxonomy places the organism in Eukaryota, Metazoa, Chordata, Aves, Charadriiformes, Charadriidae. The record is from RefSeq and is a predicted model, not a curated record. Gene Ontology annotation, molecular function: arylsulfatase activity. The transcript is spliced from 11 exons.
AUGGGGACCCCGUCCCCGCGGGCGGUGCUGGUGCUGGCCAUGGCGCUGGUGGGGCUCUCGGCUCCCCGAGCAGCGUACGGGCAGCCCAACUUCAUCGUCAUCCUGGCAGAUGAUGUGGGCUGGGGGGAUCUUGGGGCCAACUGGGCGGAGACGAAGGAGACCCCCCAUUUGGAUGAGUUGGCAGCCGAAGGAAUGAGGUUCGUGGAUUUCCACUCGGCUGCCUCUACUUGCUCCCCAUCCCGCGCCUCUCUGCUCACGGGGCGCCUCGGGGCGCGCAACGGGGUGACCCACAACUUCGCCGUCACGUCGGUCGGCGGCCUCCCCCUGAACGAGACCACCCUGGCCGAGGUCCUGCGGGAGGCGGGGUACAGCACGGGGGCUAUAGGCAAGUGGCACCUGGGACACCACGGCCGCCAUCACCCCAGCUUCCGCGGCUUCGACUACUACUUUGGGAUCCCCUACAGCCACGACAUGGGCUGCACGGACACCCCUGGCUACAACCUGCCGCCCUGCCCACCCUGCCCGCGCCACGGGGCGGCUGCCAGGGUGGCGAGGAAGGACUGCUACACGGAGGUGGCCCUUCCUCUCUUCGAGAACGUCACCAUCAUCCAACAGCCCGUCAACCUCAGCAGCCUGGCAGCGCGCUACGCGGAGGAGGCAGCGCGGUUCAUCCAGCGGGCAAGCGACAGUGGACGCCCCUUCUUCCUCUACCUGGCGCUGGCCCAUAUGCACGUCCCGCUGGGGGUCCCCCCGCCGCCUCCUUGCUCGCUCCCCCCCAUUGCAGCGGUGUCCCCCCCGCUCCUGGGGUCGCUCCUGGGGACGUUUCUUUCUCUUGCAGGUGACAACGGCCCCUGGGCGCAGAAGUGCGAGCUGGCGGGACGCCUGGGGCCCUUCGUGGGGGCCUGGCAGAGGCAGCGAGGUGGGAGCUCGGCGAAGCAAACGACCUGGGAAGGAGGGCACCGGGUACCGGCGCUGGCGUACUGGCCCGGCCGCAUCCCCGCCAAGCGGACGAGCCGCGCUCUGCUCAGCAUCCUGGACAUCUUCCCUACGCUGGUGGCCCUGGCCGGGGCGGCGCUCCCCCCGAACAGGCGCUUCGACGGCUUGGACGUGUCCCCGGUUCUCUUUGGGUGGUCGGAUGUGGGGCACAAGGUUCUGCUCCACCCCAACAGCGGGGCAGCGGGGAAGGACGGCGAGAUAGAGACGCUGCGGCUGGCUCAGUACAAGGCGUUUUACACCACAGGAGGGGCGAUGGCUUGCGACGGGAGCAUCGGGCCAGCUGAGCAUCACCAGCCACCCCUCAUUUUCAACCUGGAUCGCGAUACCCAGGAGCAGGAGCCUUUGGACGUGGCAUCCAGAGAGUAUGAGGCAGUGCUGGCUGCAGUCAGCAGGGCUUACGCCCGAGCUCUGGAGGACAUCGCAACAGACAACGUCUCGGUUGCAGAUUACUCCAAAGACCCGGCCGUGACCCCCUGCUGCAACGCGCAGCACGUGGCCUGCCGAUGCCAAGCGCCCGGCACUGACGCAGCCGGGCCGGACCGUCGCAUGGAAAGAAGAGCCAUGCGGCUUUGUCUUUAA